This is a messenger RNA of Styela clava, 1657 nucleotides long. Its product is annotated as protein phosphatase methylesterase 1-like. Gene Ontology annotation, biological process: protein demethylation. Lineage: Eukaryota; Metazoa; Chordata; Ascidiacea; Stolidobranchia; Styelidae. The record is from RefSeq and is a predicted model, not a curated record. Gene Ontology annotation, molecular function: protein methylesterase activity.
GCGACGCUUGCAUUUCAGUCACCCUUGCAGAAUCCGGCGCUACAACUACGGUUCUGCAUUAGCCAACUUGUCCGGGGUCCUUUCUGAGAAAUUAUCCUCCAUGUUGGUCUGCCAGAUUGCAGUUUGAUACUUGAUUGAUACCGGUAGACUAUUAGUCUAAUCUGCAGUACAAUGUCCGCGCUUCAGAGGAAGUUGCAGGGCGCAAGUGGAUUACCGCCGAAGGUUACUCCUUAUUCCAGGCCCCAAGCAAAGAAGAAGGAUUAUUCCACAACUGCUUGGACCACCUAUUAUGAUUCGGAAAGAAAGAUUCAAAUAGAUGAGAGCAAUUCUGUAUUUCACAUGUAUAGAAAGGGGACAGAAGGACCGAUAAUCGUUUUUUUGCAUGGUGGUGGAUUCUCUGGUUUAAGUUGGGCUGUUCUUUCUAAAUCUCUGUGCAACUUGAUCCAUUGUCAGUGUAUUGCCUUUGACCAGAGAGGACACGGUCAGACGUCAACUGAAAACGACACAGAUUUAUCUGCGGAACGACUUUCUGAAGAUGUCGGUGAAUUUGUAAAUGGUCUUAUAUCUGAAUCUUCAUCUACAGCAUCAGUCAUAUUAGUUGGACAUAGUAUGGGAGGAGCGAUUGCCAUUCAUGCUGCAGCAAAAAAUAAAAUACCAAAUCUUGUUGGCCUUAUUGUCAUAGAUGUUGUGGAAGGAUCAGCUAUAGAAAGUUUGCAUGCUAUGCAAGGAGUCCUGAAAAACCGGCCCCAGUCCUUUGAAAGUGCGGAGAAAGCAACAGAGUGGUGUGUAAGAACAGGAUAUGUCAGGAAUCUGGAAUCAGCAAAAGUAUCUAUGAUUGGCCAGCUCAAAAGAUUAGUCGAACCUAUUCAAGUUUCAAAUCGUCAUUAUAGCGAUUCGUCGAGUUCAACAGAGAUACCACAACCCCAAAUGAGUUCCAUUACAGAAGAAGAAAGCGACGAAAGUAGCGAAUCGUCUUCUUGUUGCGACAAUGUAGCUGUAUCGAGCAAAACUUCUCCCCCACACCUUCCACAAAAUUCAAAAACUCAUUAUUAUACAUGGAGAAUCGAUCUCUCUAAAACUUCAAAAUAUUGGCAAGGAUGGUUCAAAGGAAUGUCUUCCAUGUUUCUAUCCGUUGAUGUCCCAAAAAUGUUAAUGUUAGCAGGAGUUGAUCGCUUAGACGCGCAAUUGACGACUGCACAGAUGCAAGGAAAAUUUCAAAUGCAGGUAUUGUCUAAAACUGGUCACGCAGUUCAUGAAGACGCACCUGAUAAAGUAGCGGAAGCAAUUGCGGGAUUUUUAGUUCGUCAUAAGUUUGCUGAACCAGCCAGCGAUUUUAAAAGACCAUUUCCAGCUUGUUGAACUACAUUAAGUCACACCCGUCUUGGCUGUGCAGCAUAAUUUAGCGCUAGAACUACCGAAUACCGGAUAGCAGUUUGUCCAGCUACAUUCUAAGUUCAGCGUUAAUUGUUAUGAAAUAGGCCUUGGAAGGCCAUGCUGCAAUUUAUUAAUUACCGAAAUUGAAUUUGUAUGGCAUGCGUCACGAUUGAAACAGCAUUCUUGUUGGAUUUUGGAAAGUGUCUGCUGCGAUCUCUCAAGCACUUUUUUAUUACUUUUUCUUCUUUUUCCGUUAUUUUCAAAAAUAAAAAAUUUUAUACUA